This is a messenger RNA of Colletotrichum acutatum, 1759 nucleotides long. Its product is annotated as mitochondrial carrier domain-containing protein. The record is from RefSeq and is a predicted model, not a curated record. Gene Ontology annotation, biological process: transport. Gene Ontology annotation, molecular function: ADP transmembrane transporter activity. NCBI's taxonomy places the organism in Eukaryota, Fungi, Ascomycota, Sordariomycetes, Glomerellales, Glomerellaceae. Bases 313 to 1401 code for a protein of 362 amino acids. The transcript has a single exon. Gene Ontology annotation, cellular component: membrane.
UGACCGCAAUCACUAUCGGCGCCGAGCUGACCUCGGUACUACACAUCUGUCCCAUUGACGAAAGGAAAUGCCGUCGUCUUCGAUCUUCAUGCUCGCUGGUCUCGGUCCUUCGCCACUUACAUUAUACGCAUUUCGCAUUGCAAAUUAGCUACACACACACACCGAAGAAAAGAACAAGGAUCUACUGAGCUGCGCCGACCUACGGUCACUCUUACUUCGUCACUUUUCUAGUUACUUCUACGAAACCUCUUAUUGUCAUAGUUGAAUACCGUUGAUUCGUCCUUUCAAGUCGUAUACUACUUCCCCAAGACCAUGGCGCCCGCAGGCGUCCUCGAUGCCUUGGGCCACGCCCUCGCAGGCGCCCUUGGAACUGCCCUCUCGACAGCCGCAGUGUAUCCCCUCGACCUCGUGACCACACGCCUCAAAGUCCAACGGCAGCUGCGAAGCGAAGAUGCGAUCUCCGAAAAGGACCAGUACAAGGGUGUGGUGCAGGCCAUGAGAGCCAUCACGGCGCAAGAAGGCGGCAUAUCGGCGCUCUAUACGGGUCUCGCCCAGGACGUCUUCAAGUCCAUCGCGGACUCGUUCCUCUUCUUCCUCUUUUACGAGUACUUUCGAGGCACCCGCCGGCGCUCGCGCGGGAAACGGCUGUCGGUUCUGGACGAAUUAGCCGUGGGCGCGUUGGCGGGCGCCUGUGCGAGGGCCUGCACGACGCCAAUUGCGAACGUGGUCGCGAGGAAACAGACAUCGGCAAUGAUUGAAGGCAACGAGGAUGGCGGGGACGCGUCGGUAUGGGAGAUACUCUCGUCGAUUCGCGCGGAAAACGGUGUGGCUGGUCUCUGGGCCGGCUAUUCCGCGUCGUUGCUGUUGACCAUCAACCCUAGCAUCACAUUCUUCCUCAACGAAAAGCUAGGAAAGACCCUACUCCCGGACUCGGACGAAGCCUCGCAUAACACGCACACUACAUUCCUCCUCGCUGCUGCAAGCAAGUCUAUUGCAACCAUCAUCAGUUACCCCAUACAGACCGCCAAGGCCAGACUACAGAUGCGCGGUACUGCUUCGCCGCGGAGGAGCACCGAUUCCCAAGAAAGGCCUCGUGUUGAGGACCUCAGCAAGGAGCCUUCUAGCCCAGGUGCGCUGGCCAAGACUAAGGAGGCGCUUGAUAAUAGCGUGCUCGCCAUCGUCUUGUCUAUUGCCAGAACUGACGGAAUGAGGGCGUUAUACGCCGGGCUCCAGGGCGAAGUGCUCAAGAGCUUUUUCAGUCAUGGCCUGACGAUGGUAUCGAAAGGCGUCAUUCACACCUUCGUCAUUCGCCUUGGUCUUCUAUUGGUGUCCCUGUCACGGAGACAGUCGCGCGAUAUAAAGUUGCAGCACCUGAGACGAAUUUUCCUCAGACUUCGAUGAAAGUUCUGUUCAUUUUCUCGUCGGUCCGAGGCUAUGAGCGUUUAGUGCUGCGUGACUGUCUCUGAGAGCCUUCUGGAGUAUACAAAACAGUCAUGCCAAUGAGCAGCGUGUGGACAGUGCCAUCUCCAAUUCACAUGGACCAUGGUAUGCAGGUCAUGAGCAUGGCCGUAUUAGCAUUGGAAAGCGACGCCACUCCUCUCAACUUUGCUUGCUCCCCGAGCGGAGAACCCGGUGCCCUCGGACCUGAGUUCUAUCAGCCCAGCAAACUCCUGCUUAGGUUCCUUCUGCUUGCUGUCUGGGCGGACCGUAGGAAGCCUAGCAUCGCACACAUAGCAUGCAUUUUCUUGCGGUGUCAUGA